Messenger RNA from Helianthus annuus (common sunflower), 468 nucleotides. RefSeq lists its product as uncharacterized. The record is from RefSeq and is a predicted model, not a curated record. The coding region runs from base 1 to 468 and encodes 155 amino acids. Lineage: Eukaryota; Viridiplantae; Streptophyta; Magnoliopsida; Asterales; Asteraceae. The transcript has a single exon.
AUGCCGAAGUAUGCUAUGUUCCUGAAGGACAUCCUCUCGAAUAAGCAGAAGCUUGAGGAUAUGUCCUGUGUGGUGAUGAACGAAAGCUGCUCUGCCAUUCUUCAAAAUCGUUUGCCCACAAAAAUGGGAGAUCCUGGCAGUUUCACGCUUCCUUGUUUGAUCGGAAAUAUGUCUAUUAGCCAUGCAUUGGCUGACUUGGGAGCGAGUAUCAACCUUAUGCCCUAUAAGGGUUUUACAAAGUUGGAUCUAGGUGAGCCGUCACCUACACGUAUGAGCAUUCGACUAGCAGAUCGUUCUAUCAAGUAUCCAUGCGGGUUUGUUGAGAAUAUGCUUGUUAAAAUCGACAAGUUUGUAUUUCCCGUGGAUUUUGUUAUCCUGGAUAUGGAUAAGGACUCUAGGGUGCCUUUGAUUCUCGGAUGUCCAUUCUUGAAUACUGCUCGGACCAUUGUAGAUGUAGCUGCAGGGUAG